This is a messenger RNA of Rhododendron vialii, 3580 nucleotides long. Its product is annotated as clathrin heavy chain 2-like. The record is from RefSeq and is a predicted model, not a curated record. Gene Ontology annotation, molecular function: clathrin light chain binding. Gene Ontology annotation, biological process: intracellular protein transport; receptor-mediated endocytosis. Gene Ontology annotation, cellular component: plasma membrane; clathrin complex; Golgi apparatus. Lineage: Eukaryota; Viridiplantae; Streptophyta; Magnoliopsida; Ericales; Ericaceae.
AUGCAUCUGUUACCUACAUUGGAUUUCCUUUUGGAAGCGAGGAGGAAUUGGGACGGUCUGAUUUUGGCAGUUGGUCCUCUCCACAUAGAAACACUUCACUGGCAAGUGGAGUUAGUGGAUGGGGUCGUCUACCAACGGAGGAGGAGAUGGAAUGGAGAAGCAAUUGUAGAAAGCAUGGUGUUUUCUCCUGACAAGCGUUAUCUAUCUGAUGCAGAUGAUCGUUUGGUGUUGAAAAAGAAUGGGUGUGCCAGUUAUGGAGGGGUGGGUAAGGGGCAUGGGAUAGGGUUGGGAUUCAUAAGAUUGAGGAACUUGAUCUGCGAAGCAACAUCAUUUUUCGAUGUUCUGAAGCCCAAUUUGCCAGAGCAUGGUUUCCUGCAAACAAAGAUCCUAAAAAUUAAUCUUGUUACGUGUCCUAAUGUGGUGGAUGCUAUUUUAGCAAAUGCUAUGUUUAGUCACUAUGACCAUCCUGGUAUUGCUCAACUCUGUGAAAAAGCUAGUCUCUAUGUGCAGGCACUUCAGUACUACUCUGAAUUACCGGAUAUAAAACGUGUCAUUGUGAAUACUCAUGCAAUUGAGCUACCGUCUCUUGUAGAGUUAUUUGUGACUCUUUCUAUGGAGUGGGCACUGGAGUGCAUGAAGGACGGACCUUUGUUGGUUAACCUAAGACCAAGAGGCAACCCCUAGAUAAUUGUGCAAGUACCCAUUUGCCAUGCCAAUCUUGCCAAGGAAUACUUUGAGCAACUAGGAGUUAAUGCAUUCAUCAAACUUUUUGAGCAGUUCAAGUCAUAUGAAGGGCUGUACUUUUUCCAUGGGUCAUAUUUCAGCUCCAGUGAGGAUCUUGGCAUUCACUUCAAGUACAUUGAGGUUGCUGCCAAGACUAGACAAAUUAAGGAGGUUGAACGUGUGACAAGAGAAUCGAACUUCUAUGACACUGAAAAGACAAAGAACUUCUUGAUGGAAACACAGCUUCCACAACCACUUAUCAAUGAAUGAGAUCGUUUUGGGUUUGUUCCAAAUCUGACCCACUACCUUUAUUCCAACAACAUGCUCCGCUACAUAGAAGGUUACGUUCAGAAGGUUAACCCAAGAAAUGCUCCGUUAGUGGUAGGGCAACUGCUGGAUGAUGAGAGCCUUGAAGAUUUUAUUGAAGGCCUUAUUGUCUCUAUCCGUUCUUUGUUUCUAGUUGAACCACUAGAGGAGUGUGAGAAAAGGAAUCGACUUUGAGUACUUACCCCGUUCUUAGAGCAUCGUGAGGGAAGCCAAGACAUACAUGUCCACAAUGCUCUGGUUUUUCCUGAACACUUUCUCACCCCAAACCCAUACUAUGAUUCAUGUGUUGUGGAAUAUUGUGAGAAGCGUGAUCCCACCCUUGUUGUUGUUGCUUACCGCAGAGGACAAUGUGAGGAUGAGCUUAUCAAUGUAACAAAUAAGAACUCCCUAUUUUAUUUAAACUGCCGGUAUGUAGUUGAAAGGAUAGAUGGUGAUCUGUGGGAGAAGGUUUUAAACCCCAAUAAUGAAUUUAGAAGACAACUUAUUGAUCAAGUUGUAUCUACUGCGUUGCAUGAAAGCAAGAGCCCAUAACAAGUUUUUAUAGCUGUUAAAGCUUUCAUGACUGCUGAUCUUCCUCAUGAAUUAAUUGAGCUUCUUGAAAAGAUUGUGCUUCAAAAUUCUGCAUUUAGCAGAAACUUCAAUCUGCAGAACUUGCUUAUCUUGACGGCCAUAAUGGCAGAUCCAUGUAGGGUUAUGGUUUACAUCAAUAGACUAGACAACUUUGACAGAGCUGCGGUUGGAGAAGUGGCAGUGGAAGCCCAACUGUAUGAGGAAACGAUGGCAAUUUUCAAGCAGUUUAACUUGAAUGUCCAGGCAGUCAAUGUGUUACUAUAUAAUAUCAGAAGCAUUGACCGGGCUGUUGAAUUUCCAUUUCGUGUCGAAGAAGAUGCUGUUUGGAGUCAGGUGGCCAAGGCUCAACUCAGGGAGGGUUUAGUGAGUGAGGCAAUUGAGUCAUUUAGUGCUGCUUAGGAUGCAGAUGUUUAUCAUGACUUGGUGAAGUACCUUCUGAUGGUUAAAAAGACAAAGGAACCAAGGGUUGACAGUGAGCUCAUUUAUGCAUACGCAAAGAUUGAUAGGGUGCGUGACAUCGAGGAGUUCAUCCUAAUGCCUAAUGUUGCUAAUCAUCUGAAUGUUGCUGGUUUACCCAAAACAAAAAAAACAAAAAAAAAGAUUUUUUUUGCCUUCAUUUCUAACUGGGCCAAGUUGGCUAGCACACUCAUCAAGCUUAAGCAGUUCCAAGGUGCUGUUGAUGCAACAAGAAAAGCAAGCAGCUCAAAGACAUGGAAGGAAGUUUGCUUUGCUUGUGUUGAUGCAGAAGAGUUCCGCUUAGCUCAAAUAUGUAGCCUCAACACUAUCAUACAGGUGGAUGACUCGGAGGAGGUCAGUGAAUAUUGUUAAAACAGAGGAUCCUUCAACGGGCUUAUAUCUCUCAUGGAAAGUGGUUUGGGAUUGGAACGUGCUCAUAUGGGUAUCUUCACUGAGUUGGGUAUCCUAUAUGCUUGAUACCACUAUGAGAAGCUUAUGGAGUAUAUCAAAUUGUUUUCAACUCAUCUAAACAUUCCUCUACUGAUUUGAGCUUGCAAUGAACAACCCUGAAAGGAACACACGUAUUCAUAUAUUCAGUAUGAUGAGUUUGAUAAUGCUGCCACGACCACCAUGAAUCAUUCUUCAGAAGCAUGGGACCACAUGCAGUUCAAAGAGAGUGCAUUAGCUAGUAUGUGAUUCAUUGAUGAUGUGAUUAGAAGAUAUAUCAGCACAUUUAUGGUUGCUUAAAGGGUGGUUGGCAUCAGUUUAAGCGGGUACUCGAUCCGUAGUUAGGCAUCUGAUCUGAAUUAUGUGUUCUUGAUAUGCAUUUUGAUGAUUUUGCGAUGAAUGAGCAUUAUGUGAUUCAAAGAUGUGUCAGUGAAUUUUGUUGUUGCUUAAAGGGUGAUUGGCAACCUUUUAUUUAGAUCUUUUAUUCGAUGCCCAGUUGUUCAGGAAUACCGAAAAGAGAGGGGGCUUUGGUUUCUGGUUGAGACUAGGCCCGCUAUGCACACCGAAGUUGGUGGCAGGCAAAAUCCUUCCUAGUUUGCAGAAGCUGAACUAUCAUGACUUUGUUAACAAAUUAACUAACUUGGGUCCAAUGCUGGUAGAAGUUGCUGGAAAAGGUUAUAACUGAUAUUGGGGCCUUUAUGUCAUGACCGGUUAUAGUUGGCGUAUUUUUUCAAGAUUUUGGUAAAGUAAUAGAUUUUUGUAGUUGGUUUGUUAGAUUGCCAAAUUCGGACAUGAGAAGUUCCUGGUUGAGUAAACUAUCCCUUAUAUUCAUCCCCAGACCGCCACGCAACUGGUUCCUCUUAUGUCUGAUUGGCAUAAUUGUGGUAGUUGCAUUGUUAGGUUCUUCUUCUUCGAGUGCCUUUGUGACUCAAUUUCUCCCACUCCAAGGUCCGACAUCUAUACAAAUUACAUAAGAAUAAAUGAACAAGCAGCAAGUGAUUUCUUGGAGUUGAGGUCUUUAUCAUCAGAAGCUAUUAGUACAAGAGAGUUCAAUUUU